Molecule: messenger RNA, 1261 nt
Organism: Phragmites australis (common reed)
Lineage: Eukaryota; Viridiplantae; Streptophyta; Magnoliopsida; Poales; Poaceae
Product: probable adenylate kinase 6, chloroplastic
Exons: 4
Coding region: 91-945 (284 amino acids)
Biological process (GO): nucleobase-containing compound metabolic process
Cellular component (GO): mitochondrion; cytoplasm
Molecular function (GO): ATP binding; AMP kinase activity
Source: RefSeq, a predicted model, not a curated record
CUCUCUCUCUCUCCGCGUGUCGAACUCAAACACGAAAAGGCACGAACAGUGGAGGAAAGAAACAUCGAGAAAUAUCUCUGCUGCGUCGAGAUGGCGGGGAUCUCUCGCGCGAUCCGGACCUGCACCGCCGCGUCCCGGAGGAGCCUGGCGGCGGCGGCGGCAGCAGCGCAGUCGAAGGAGGCGGCUGCGGCUGGGGUGAGGGCGGCGACCGGGCGCAAGGGGCGGGAUCGGGAGGACGGGAGGCGCGUGCAGUGGGUGUUCCUGGGGUGCCCCGGGGUCGGCAAGGGCACCUACGCCAGCCGCCUCUCGCAGCUACUCAGCGUCCCACACAUCGCCACCGGCGACCUCGUCCGCGACGCCCUCGCCUCACCCAACCCGCUCUCCAAGCAGCUUGCUGAGAUUGUCAAUAAUGGAAAGCUAGUGUCUGAUGAGAUCAUCAUAAAUCUGCUCUCAAAGCGCCUUGAAGAGGGAGAAGAAAAGGGUGAAUUGGGGUUCAUCCUUGAUGGCUUUCCUCGGACUAUAAGACAAGCGGAAAUCCUUGAAGGAGUCACAGAUAUUGAUUUGGUGAUCAAUCUCAAACUCCGAGAAGAAGCUCUGCUUGCAAAAUGCCUUGGUAGAAGGAUGUGCAGCCAAUGUGGAGGAAAUUUCAACGUGGCUGACAUUGAUAUUGAGGGUGACAAUGGUGCUCGAAUGUACAUGCCCCCGCUACUUCCUCCUCCACAGUGCGAGUCAAAGCUAAUUACUAGAUCAGAUGAUACUGAAGAGGUGGUAAAGGAGCGGUUACGUGUUUACCAUGAUUUGAGUGAGCCUGUGGAGGAAUUCUACAGAGCAAGGAGAAAACUCUUGGAGUUCAAUCUACCGGGUGGAAUACCCGAAUCAUGGCCCAAGUUAUUGCAAGCCUUGAAUUUAGAAGACCCUGACAAUGAGAGAUCAGCAGCAGCAUGAUUUUUGUUUUAGGAAUGCACAUUACACAUUUGUAGCCUAUGUCAAAAGUAGUUAGUUGAUGAGCAUUCCUUCUAUCUCUACAAGUAGUUCAUUGGGGGGUCUAAAUUAUUUUAGUGUAGCACUCAAUUGUAGAGUUGAUUGGUCAACGAUGUGCAAUAUUGAUGAGUGUGCUGGUAGUUCUUCUCGAAUGAAAAGUCUGUAAAAGGCAAGGAAUAAUUAUCCAACGUUUUUGGGACAUUCAUUUGUAUCCUUCAUCAUGCAAUGCAAUUAUGCUUGUCAAAAGAGAUACACACCGGACACCGCAACCAUUCUGAAG